This is a messenger RNA of Adineta steineri, 996 nucleotides long. The record is from the annotation of a GenBank genome assembly. Lineage: Eukaryota; Metazoa; Rotifera; Eurotatoria; Adinetida; Adinetidae.
AUGAGUACUACACGAAAUCUUCACGCAGCAUCCACAUUAGCAAAUGGAUCAAUAUUAGCUGCUGGUGGAAUUGACGUUGGUAGUACUACACUCACUAGUUCAGAAUUGUACAAUCCAUCAACAGGCAAUUGGACAACGACAGGAAGCAUGAAUGCCGCACGAUAUGCUCACAUAGCAUUCACAUUAGCAAAUGGAAAAGUAUUAGUUGCUGGUGGAUAUUAUGGCGGUGGUGGUACUAGUCUUAAUAGUGCUGAAUUGUACAAUCCAUCAACAGGUACUUGGACAAACACAGGAAGCAUGAAUACCGCACGAUUUCUUCACGCAGCAUCCAUAUUAACAAACGGGUCAGUAUUAGUUGCUGGUGGAUUCACCGGUACUAGUUAUCUCAAUGGUGCUGAAUUGUACAAUCCAUCGACAAACGCUUGGACAACUGCAGGAAUCAUGAGUACCUUCAGAUAUUAUCACACAGCAUCCACUUUAGCAAAUGGAUCCGUAUUAGUUACUGGUGGAGCUAGCGGCAGUGGUUAUCUCAAUAGUGCUGAAUUGUACAAUCCAUCAACAAACGCUUGGACAACUACAGGCAACAUGAAUGCUGCACGACAACAUCACACAGCAACCACAUUAGCAAAUGGAUUAGUAUUAGUUACUGGUGGAAACAGUGAUAGUAAUUGUAUUAAUAGUACUGAAUUGUACAAUCCAUCAACAGGCACUUGGACAACCGCAGGGAACAUGAGUGCCGCACGAUGUUAUCACACAGCAUCCAAAUUAGCAAAUGGAUUGGUAUUAGUUACUGGUGGAUACAGCGGUACUAGUUAUGUCAACAAUGCUGAAUUGUACAAUCCAUCAACAGGCACUUGGACAACCACAGGGAACAUGAGUGUCGCACGAAUGAAUCACAGAGCAUCCACAUUAACAAAUGGAAAAGUAUUAGUUACUGGUGGAACUGAUAACGGUGGUAUUUGUCUCAGUAGCGCUGAGAUUUAUCAAUCGAUAUAG